UCUGAGGGAGGGGUCGUCCUGCGGGUGGCCGGAGGCUGAGGAGGCUCUGGAGACUGGGGUGAGAGAGAGAGAGAGAGAGAGAGAGAGAGAGCGCGCGUAAGGUGAGCCGAUCUGUAGGAGGGGACGCGCUGCCGGGCGCCCCCAGUCUAUGGAGCGGGGUAAGAUGGCGGAGGCGGAGAGCCUGGAGACAGCGGCGGAGCACGAGCGGAUCCUCCGAGAGAUCGAGAGCACCGACACGGCCUGCAUCGGGCCCACGCUUAGGUCUGUUUAUGAUGGUGAGGAACAUGGACGAUUCAUGGAGAAGCUUGAAACUCGCAUCCGCAAUCAUGACCGAGAAAUUGAGAAAAUGUGCAACUUUCAUUACCAGGGCUUUGUGGACUCUAUAACGGAACUGCUGAAAGUUAGAGGAGAAGCCCAGAAACUCAAAAAUCAAGUGACGGAUACUAAUAGAAAACUACAGCAUGAGGGAAAGGAACUGGUAAUAGCAAUGGAAGAGCUGAAGCAGUGUCGACUACAACAGAGAAAUAUUUCUGCCACUGUUGAUAAAUUAAUGCUGUGUCUUCCAGUCCUGGAGAUGUAUAGCAAAUUGAGGGACCAGAUGAAAACUAAAAGGCAUUAUCCUGCCCUGAAAACUCUGGAACAUCUAGAGCAUACCUAUUUGCCUCAAGUAAGCCACUAUCGAUUCUGCAAGGUGAUGGUGGACAAUAUCCCCAAGCUUCGAGAAGAAAUUAAGGAUGUUUCUAUGUCUGAUCUCAAAGACUUUCUGGAGAGUAUCCGCAAACAUUCAGACAAAAUUGGAGAGACUGCCAUGAAGCAAGCCCAACAACAAAGAAACUUGGAUAACAUCAUCUUGCAACAACCCAGAAUAGGUAGCAAGAGAAAAUCCAAGAAAGAUGCAUAUACAAUUUUUGAUACAGAGAUAGAAAGCACUAGCCCCAAGUCUGAACAGGAUUCAGGAAUUCUGGAUGUGGAAGAUGAGGAAGAUGAUGAAGAGGUACCUGGGGCCCAAGAUUUGGUUGAUUUCUCUCCUGUUUAUCGGUGUCUACACAUAUAUUCUGUCCUGGGUGCCCGGGAAACAUUUGAGAACUACUACCGAAAACAGAGGCGAAAACAGGCUCGUUUGGUGCUUCAGCCUCCGUCCAACAUGCAUGAAACUUUAGAUGGCUACAGGAAGUAUUUUAAUCAAAUUGUAGGCUUUUUUGUGGUUGAAGAUCACAUUUUACAUACAACCCAGGGCUUAGUAAAUAGAGCCUACAUUGAUGAACUGUGGGAAAUGGCACUUUCAAAAACCAUCGCAGCACUCCGUACUCACUCGUCUUACUGCUCUGAUCCAAACCUCGUGUUAGAUUUGAAGAAUCUCAUUGUGCUUUUUGCUGACACACUUCAGGUGUAUGGUUUUCCUGUAAAUCAGCUUUUUGACAUGCUGUUAGAAAUCAGAGAUCAAUAUAGUGAAACUUUGUUAAAGAAGUGGUCAGGUAUUUUCAGAAACAUACUUGAUUCUGACAACUACAGUCCCAUACCAGUAACAAGUGAAGAGAUGUAUAAAAAGGUGGUAGGACAAUUCCCAUUCCAAGAUACAGAGCUGGAAAAGCAACCAUUUCCAAAAAAGUUUCCAUUCUCUGAAUUUGUGCCAAAAGUUUACAACCAAAUUAAAGAAUUUAUCUAUGCCUGCCUGAAGUUUUCAGAAGAUCUUCAUCUAAGCUCAACUGAAGUUGAUGACAUGAUUCGUAAAUCUACAAACCUGCUGUUAACAAGGACUCUGAGCAACUCUCUGCAGAAUGUCAUUAAAAGGAAGAAUAUUGGACUUACUGAGCUUGUCCAGAUUAUUAUCAAUACAACACACUUGGAGAAAUCCUGUAAGUACUUGGAAGAAUUCAUCACCAAUAUCACAAAUGUGCUUCCAGAGACAGUCCACACCACCAAGCUCUAUGGCACCACGACUUUUAAGGAUGCCAGACAUGCAGCUGAAGAAGAGAUUUAUACCAAUUUAAACCAGAAGAUUGACCAGUUUCUACAGCUGGCUGACUAUGACUGGAUGACAGGAGAUUUGGGCAACAAAGCUAGUGAUUACCUAGUAGACCUCAUUGCCUUUCUACGUAGCACCUUUGCUGUAUUCACACACCUUCCUGGAAAGGUGGCCCAGACAGCAUGUAUGUCAGCUUGCAAGCAUUUAGCCACGUCCUUGAUGCAACUUUUGCUGGAAGCUGAAGUGAGGCAACUCACCUUGGGAGCAUUACAACAGUUUAACUUGGAUGUCAGAGAAUGUGAACACAGCAGACAGCACAAAGCUGUGAUCCUUCAGAGGGGAAAUGCACAAGAGUUUGCCAGAUCCGGCCCGGUGCCUGGGUUCCAGGAGGACACGCUGCAGUUGGCCUUCAUCGACUUGAGACAAGAGCCUGGGGGAGUGUGUUUGGAGCUGCUUAGUUUAUAGUCCUUGUCAACAUAAACUCUUCAUUCAUCUUCCCAUCUCUCUGAAGAACAGACAGAGGAGGUUCAUGGUAUCACAGAUGUCGUGCAGCAGACACAUACAGAGUCAAGCAGAAUUACAGUAGUCUCUAAACUGGAUAAAUUUAGUAACAUAUUUUUAAGUCAGUGAUUUAGGAGAAAAAAAUCUAUAGAUUAUCACGAGAUAGAAAAUAAGAUUUCAGUUUUGGUGGACAGUGUCUUUAAUAGGAAAUUUGUUGGAAUAUGCUCUUGCAUGUGGGAAUAUCUUCACCUCACCAUCCCCCCAAGUAUUAAGUUACUGAGAAUUGCAGCUAUUACAAUGAAAUUGCCAAGAUCUUCUCUGUUCUCUUAUCAAAUUAUCUGGAUGGCUGGGUUGUUUUGUUUUGUUUUCUUUAACUUCCCCCACUCCUCUCUCUGAAAUCUGCUGGAGCCCACAUUUUAUAUGAGAUUCUUUCCCAUUACACUUUACCGGUGUUUGAAAUCCUGUCUAGAUUAUUGGCCAUAAGGUAGGGAAAGGGAAUCUUUGAACUUGAUCUGUGUGGCAACAUAUUUUAAAGCAAUCUCUUCCAGCUUCACAGAGGUUGUACUAGUGACCCUCUGCUCACAAUUGUUGCUUUGCAUAAUCAAAACUGGGUAUGACUUCUGUUAUCCUACAGACUUGCUCCAAAGUGAAUUUUCAAAAGUCGAUUGCCGUUCUUUCGUAAUGCCCCAGUCAGGCUCACCUCACCCUAUGAUAUCAAUGAAAGCCCGACAGUCUCCAUGGACCACAGCAUUCCCCUUGGAUGUGUACACACACUUCAACUUCCCUUCAUAUGUCUACAUUUCUUUAAGGUAUAAUUAAAGAUACUGCUUUAUUAUUAUCUGUAAACUCUAUUAGUUAUAAACUUAAGGGGGAGCUCAGCCACUGUUACCCUUCUAAGACAAAGGAAUCUGGAAAGUCAUACUGGGGUGACACUAGCUGGAGCUAAAUUGUUCAGUAAAAAAUGGGCCGAUUAGAGCAGCCAGAAUGCUCCUACAUUGUGAAUGAGAGUGUAAAAUGAUAUUUACUUUGGAGAGUGGUUUUGUACUUUCUUAUGAAAGUAAACAAGUACCUACCUUAUAACCCAGCAAUUCCAGGCCCCUCAGGUAUUUAUCCAAGAUGAAAACAUAUGUCCACAAAAAGAUUUUAAAAAGAAUGUUCAUAGCAGCUGUAUUCGUAAUUGUAAAAGCUUGAAGCAUCCCAAGUGUCCGUCAAUAGGAGAAUGGAUAAACUGCAGUGUAUUUAUGCAAUGGAAUAUCAUUCUUCAGUAAAAAGAAACAACUGCUGAUACAUACAACAUGGAUGCGUUUCCGAAAGAUGAUACUGAAUGAAAGAAAUCUUACGCAAGAGUGAACAUAUUGCAUGCUGUUGUUUAUGUGAAAUUUCAGAACUGGUGACUAUCUACAGUAGUCAUGGAUCAAGCAAUACUAAGAUAAGGCGGGAAAAAAAUCAACAGUGGUUGCCUCUGGGGGGUAGGGACUGAGUGACAGAAAUAGUCUAUCUUAAUGGGGAUUGUGGUUACACAGGUGUAUGUAUUUGUCACAACUCAUCUAAACUGUAUACUUAAGAUUUGUGCAUUUCAUUAUUUGUAAAUUUUAUCUCAUAAAAAAGUAGAAUUGUAAACAAUUAUCAAACUCUGAUAUGCAUGAUAAAAUUGCCUGCAACUUACUUUUACCAAAAAACAGAAUAAUUGAUGAAUAUGUGUAUGAUAAAACAACUAUAGUAAAAUGUAAAUUGUAAAAUUUAGGGGAUAAGUAUAUAGUUCUUCAUUGUUAAAUUGUUUCAACUUUUCGGUAUGUUUGAAAAUUUUUAAAAAAUGUUGGUGGGGAUAGUUGGGAAGCGUUAAUAGCCACAGUGACAAGAAAAGCCAAGCUUAAAAUUUUCAGUGGAGUAAUUACUGUCUCAGUCUGUAUAUAUUAGGGCCUUCAAAUACUAUUAUUAUUAUUAUUAUUAUUAUUAUAUUCACUCAUUCACUUAUUCAACAAGCAUUUGUAGAAUACCUACUCUGCAUCAAGCCCUGGUCUAAGUGCUGGUAAUAUCAGGAUAGAAGAAACAUAAGCCCUUCCCUUAAAGAGUUCACAGUCUAAUAGGGGAGAUAAGAGGUGCUUCCAUGCUGUUCAUACUUAACUUUCUAGAAGAAAAACAUCCUUAUUUCCUUGCUUCUUUGUCUUAGUAGUCUGAGAACUUAAUAAGAAAUACUUGAAAGAAUACUAGGCCAUUUAGGUUUAAAGAAUGCAUAAGAAUCUAGUCAAAUGUAGGAUUUUAGUUGUAAAGUACUUAAAGACUCUAAAGGUGAAAUCUAGUGAGUGAACCAGCCUCCUCCUGAAAAUCUCAGGACAGAAAUUCCCAGAGGAUGUCCAUUUUUUAGAACUUAACACAGAACCGUGGGAAGAGUCUCAGUUGCCUGAAUGAGAUAUUUCUGUGCCCAUUUAACUUCAACUCUUCAGAGAGUCUUCAAAGAGACUGGAGUUGUAGGAAUCAGAAUGCUGUCUGGGACGAUGUGAUUCCUCCCCAUCAGCCUCAUACUGUCCUGUGACUGUGUAGGUUGUGGUGACUAGCCCAGCCCUAGAAUAUGGGGUGGAUGGAACAGAAGAAAUAACUCCUGCUUUGAUCUUCCUCAAGAUAAGGAGGCAUCCAUGUUUCAUUGAUCUUUCUAGGUCUUCCUAAUUCUACAGAAUUCACAAAUCCUGUCUCCAUAAAGAUCUUCUGUAGCUGACAGACACGUAAUUCAGGCUCUAUGUGUUAACAGGCCUUGUUAACACACGGUAUUCAGCAAAUGGUAUACAUCAGAAAAAUACAUUUCCUUCCUUGUUGACUUAAUGACCAGAGAUUCAUAGUGAUUUUUCAUUCUGCUAAGAUUGGGUUAGUCAGGAUCAACGAGUUUUAAUGAUUAAAUUUAGGCUCUAAUACAAAUGUAAUUUUUCCAUACCUACUAUUGCAGUUAGACAUUAAAUUCAUGAGAAAAAACAAUGUUCAACUUGAGAGCCAAGAAGAUAACUCAAGCCUGGGUUUAAAAACAAACAAACAAGAAAACCAUACUUAGUCAAACUGGGCCUUUUUUCUAAGAAGGAAGAUGUGUUUUAUUUUCUUUUUUUAAAGCUGUGCGACUUCUGAAAGAUGGAAAAGAUUCUGUGAAUAUUUUUCUCAGAUGUGACAAAUCCACGUUGGCAGUAGUAGCUUAUAUACAGACACUUUGAACAAUACCUGUUUCACUUGGCCUGUGUUGUGUCACAUAUGUGCUUUCCAUUUGUGGAGAGAAAAUUCUUUACACAGUCAUUUUGUUCAUAGAACAUGAUGAGAUGUGACAAGAGGGAGUCAGUCUAGGGACAGUGACUGGUUAUGCAGAACAAAGGAUAUUAAGGGUUACUUUAGGCCCAAAUUCCAUGAGCCUCGAGCCUGGAAUAAAUAAUUUCCAGAUAUUUGCUUUUACAUUCAGCCUCUUUAUGUUCACAGAUACACACAGUCCACACCAUCCAUAUAUUUAAGUGUUGAAAACUAUGGGAAUAGGUCUUUAAUGCAGUACAAAAUUUAGCACUAGAAGGGAUUUGAUAAUCAUCUUGCCCUGUGAUUCCCAGACUUGGUGGGCUUUAAUUACCUGGGAACUUCUAAAAGAUAGAUAGAUUUCGGAGCUGCAGUGAUUUUGAGUUAGCAGGUUGGGCAGGGGUAGUGUGAUAAGGGCUGGGGAUCUAUAGUUUUAUGUAAGCUUCCCAUGUGAUUCAGUUGAUCAGCCAGUUUUGAACUAUAUUCACCAGUACCCAUCAUCUGCACUCUCAGUUUUACAAAUGAGGCAACUAAUGCCCAGAGAAGUUAGGACUUGUCCAGAGUCCCAAAGCCAAAGCCAGAACUAGAACUCCAGUCUCCUAAUUUUCAUUCCAGUGCCUUUUCACUCUACCUUGAAGCAACAGUUGCAAAGACCAUCUGUUUCAUGCAUUUUCUUCAAACUGAAAUCACUUAAGUUCUUUAAACUUUAGUUACCUUAUCUGCCAAAUGUUAUCUUAGUUGCCUUAUUAGUUUCCUGUGGCUGCUAUAACAAAUUACCACAAACUUGUUGGCUUAAAACAACAGAAUUUUAUUUUUUAACAUUUCUGGAAGCCAGAAUUCCAAAAUCAAAUGUCAGAAGGGUCAUGCUCUCUCCAAAGCCUAUGGGGGAGAAUCCAUCCUUUCCUCUUGCAGCUUCUGGUAGCUCCAGGGGUUCCUUAGCUUGUGGCUUGCAUUACUCCAAUUUUUGCUUCUGUGUUAACAUGGCCUCUCUUCUUCUCCCCGUGUCUUCUCUUUUGUCUCUCAUAAGGAUAAUUGCCAUUGGAUUUAAGGCUCAUCUGUUUAAUCCAGGAGUGAUGUUUUCUUAAGACCCUUAACUAAGUUACAUCUGCAAAGAUCCUUUUUCCAGUUAAGGUCACAUUCACAGACACUAGCGAUUAGGACCUGGUCAUAUCUUUUGGGGGAUCAUCAUUUAAUCCACUAAAUUUUACCUUCAGCUUUAAAAAAUUCAAAUCCAUCCCACAUGCAAAACACAUUCACCCUACUCCAACAUCUCCAAAAGUUCAACCCAUUACAACGUUUACUCUAGGUCUGAAAUCGCAUUUAAAUGUCAGCUCAAAAGUCCCAAAUUUCACCACCUAAGUCAUCUGUAUCAGAUGUGGGUAGGAAUCUGGGUAUGAUCCAUCCUGGGGCAAAACUCCUCUCCAUCUAUGGCUCUGUGAACCUAGAAAAUAAGUUAUCUCUUUCCAGAAUACUAUGGUGGGACAGGCACAUGAUAGACAUUUCCAUUCCAAAAAGAAUACCAAAAUUAGGAAAUUUACUAUUAGGAAAGUGUGCUCCUGGGAAAAAGGGAAGAGUGUGCCUGGACAACCUUUGCUGAAGAGAUUCUGUAUGUGACCCAUUGAUGCAUUCAACCAUCUCAGCAGAAGCCAGAAAUAGAAGUGGGUUAACCAGGAAAGAUCUAUGGUGGGCCUUCUUUUUUUAAUGGUAUUUCACCCCUGGGUAGUGGGUAUAAAUCUAGAUUGUGCCAAUGGUAAUCAAGAGUAGAUUGAUGAGUUGCAUGUUUUUUAUGAAAAUAAUCCCCCAGCAGUCCCCCCCCCCACCAACCAACACACACACACACACACACACACACACACACACACACACAGAGAAUUGAGCAAGAAGAAAGAAUGUCUACAUAAGGCAACAGUGGCAGACAUUUCACCCUUGUUUAUAUAAAUACAGUUAAAUAAAAUUGUGUAAUUUCCCAAAAUAGCUAAAAUCCCUUCUGUGGCUCCAAUGCCCUUCUUCCCUUUCCUGUGCCCUAAUAUUAAUCAGAUUGAGAGAUUAAUACAACACGUUUAUGUGGUGAGGGGAUUAAUAAAGAGGGAAAAGUUGAUUCUAGAGAGAAAGAGGGGAUAAUUGCAGGAACAGUGUUUUUUAGUAGACAAAAAGGAGUAGGAUUAGUGCACAAUUGAAGGAGCAAGGAUAGUUCAUUGAUUAUAACAGAGGAAGAAGCAGAAGGUAUGGGUACGGAUGCAAGUGCUAAUAGAUUUGGUGGUGAUAAAAUGGAAUAAACAAAAAUAGUUGUCUAAUGUUGAUGUUGAUCAGGUAUAAAGUUAUUUAAGCUUUACAUUU
This is a messenger RNA of Hippopotamus amphibius kiboko, 8062 nucleotides long. It is a transcript of the gene EXOC6B, whose product is annotated as exocyst complex component 6B. Bases 149 to 2431 code for a protein of 760 amino acids. The record is from RefSeq and is a predicted model, not a curated record. The transcript is spliced from 22 exons. NCBI's taxonomy places the organism in Eukaryota, Metazoa, Chordata, Mammalia, Artiodactyla, Hippopotamidae. Gene Ontology annotation, biological process: intracellular protein transport; Golgi to plasma membrane transport; exocytosis. Gene Ontology annotation, cellular component: membrane; exocyst.